Molecule: messenger RNA, 897 nt
Organism: Zonotrichia albicollis (white-throated sparrow)
Lineage: Eukaryota; Metazoa; Chordata; Aves; Passeriformes; Passerellidae
Source: RefSeq, a predicted model, not a curated record
GCAUAUUCAGCGGGCAUUAAGCUGAUUUUAAAGCUUUUUUUUCCUUCUCAGAUCGUCGAUUUGAAGCAGCUGGGACAGACCUGGCUCCUCUCCGUGGGGAGCUCCUGUGGGAAGUUCAGUCCCGCGUUUCACUCGCCCACCUCAGCUCCUGCUCUUUGCCAAAACCAUGGGGUUUUCAGAGAAAUUUAGACCUGUUUGGGACUGAGGUUGAUGAAACUCCCUGAGCUUUCUCCCUGGCGUGUUUUUGGGGUGUUUUUUGGGGUGUUCCCCCACCCCUGGCCCCUGAGGAUGGGUUACUGCGCGGCCCUGUACUGCCGCAACGGCACCAGCGGCGCCUACAGGAACAGCUCAGUCAGUUUUUACUCCUUCCCCCUGCAAAACCAAGCCCUGCUGAGGCAGUGGCUCCAGAACAUGGGCAGGGACAUGGAAACGCCCUCCAAGUACCAGAGCCUGUGCUCGGAGCACUUCGAGGAGAGCUCCUUCGAGGCGCAGCCCGUGAAAACCCGCAAGAGGCGGCGCCUGCUGAAGGAGGCCGUGCCCAGCAAGUUCAUCCUGGCCCUGGAUGGCACCUGGCUCGUGGGCACCCCCCGGGCCGGCGGGGACGUGAUGGGCAACAAAAGCCGAAAAAGGGUCCGGAUUUCUGAGCCCUGCGGGAAAGCCUCCUUAUUCCUGGAGAAACCCCCCUUAUUCCUGGAGAAACCCGCCUAUUUCCUCAAGCAACUCUCCUUCUUCCUGAAAAAACUCUCCUGCUUCCUGAAAAAAAUAUCCUGCUUCCUGAAGAAACCAUCCUUCUUCAUGGAGAAUCUCUCCUGCUUCCUGGAGAAACUCUCCUGCUUCCUGGAGAAACUCUCCUACUUCCUGAAAAAACACUCCUUUUUCCUGGAGAAACCCAUCUGA